Molecule: messenger RNA, 1713 nt
Organism: Aspergillus mulundensis
Lineage: Eukaryota; Fungi; Ascomycota; Eurotiomycetes; Eurotiales; Aspergillaceae
Exons: 6
Coding region: 1-1713 (570 amino acids)
Biological process (GO): regulation of DNA-templated transcription
Molecular function (GO): sequence-specific DNA binding; DNA-binding transcription factor activity
Source: RefSeq, a predicted model, not a curated record
AUGAGCAGUCUCGCUGAUUUUCCAUCGAGAAACGCCGUCGCCUCUGGUGCUACAGAUGCGCCGGGCAGGAUACGGAAGCUCCCUGUUCUCUCGUCAUCUGUCCCAUCCGGCACAUUGACGAGUGAACCGAUGGAGGUCACUCCGCCUCCUUCGGCCGCCACUAAAAGCGCCCAUCACGGUACCCCCGAUAGUGAUCGAGCGGGCGCAAACGCGACAACGACAUCCAAUGGCUCUCCGGACUCUGGAAACCCCAAUAAUCAUGCGACGCACGGCCAGGCUAUCGGUGCCGCAGCGGCAGCCCAACAACCCAAGGUCGUGCAGACAGCGUUUAUCCAUAAGCUCUACAACAUGUUGGAGGAUCAGAGUAUCCAGCAUUUGAUAUCAUGGUCCAGUACCAACGAUAGCUUCGUCAUGUCUCCUACCUCGGAAUUCUCUAAAGUCCUCGCCCAAUACUUCAAACACACCAACAUUUCGUCCUUUGUGAGGCAACUCAAUAUGUAUGGUUUCCAUAAAGUGAGUGACGUCUUCCAUACCGGAUCUCCCGACUCUGCUCUCUGGGAAUUUAAACACGGCAACGGGAAUUUCAAACGUGGCGAUCUCGUUGGACUGCGAGAGAUCAAACGCCGGGCAUCGCGACAUGCCUUGAUCCACCGAGACUCCUUUCCUAGCCAUAAGACUGCCGCCUCCCAACCCGGUACGCCUGCGGAGCCUGUUCCUGAUGCGACUGAAGCACGAUUGAUGCAAUUGGAACAUAUGGUCUUCGACAUGCAUAAUCGCCUCAGCCGGGCCGAGGAAGGCAACGCGACAUUGAAUGCUAGGUGCCAGGCUAUGACGGAGAGUAUAACCAGGUGUCAUCAAUGGAGUCAUUCAAUAUCCCGAUUUCUGCAAGGAAUGAUACCUGACCGCGAAAGCUAUCUAUACCGAGAUGUGGCCAACAUGCAAGCUGAACUGGAAAAGCACCUAGACGCCGUUCGAGCCCUUGAACAUCCUGACCCCAGGCUAUUGCACAUACCAAGCGUCGCAGUCGACCCAGGUCCCCCGCUAUCCCCUCGGCAGAUGCCGCAAGAUGAUAACCGGCGACCAUCUUUUGUAUCUUCCAAUAUGAUUCGACCACCGGUACCCCCACAUUUGUCUGCCUCGCCCCGGCGUUUUGGCUCAAUUGGCGCGGCAAACUCUUCACCCAACUAUAGCCGCCCCCAGGUUCCGUCUAUAGUUACUCCGCAACCACCUGCUCCUCAUCCUCUUUCAUCCGCGUCUUCUCCGCCAGGUCCCAACCUUGCGCGCCGACAUACUUCAGCGGAUAUCCGACAGCAUGGUUGGCCGCCGCCAGGCAUCUCUCCAUUUCCUCCGAAUCAGCCAUCCUCUCAGGGACCCUCCCCUUGGUCGCCUUCACCUCUUCGCACACCCACAUCGAGCGACCAACAAGUACGGGAUGUAUUAGCGCAGUAUGAAAUGGGAGCGCCGCGCCGCUUUCAACAAGACAUUUCGCGACACGCCACGCCGCCGCUGCAUCCUGACCAGCAGGGGCCAACGGACAACGGCUGGGCUUUUGGCGGUCCCAGAUUCCCUCGACAUGAGUCUUCUUUGCCUGCGACCCGCCGAUCCAGCAUGGCUAGUAACGUACAUUCUCUCCUCAAUCCUGCCGACACUGCCGAAAGACCUGAUGAGGAUCAACACGCCGCAGAGGAUCGAAAGCGGAAGCGACUCGAGUAA